Rotaria socialis is the source of this 1269-nucleotide messenger RNA. NCBI's taxonomy places the organism in Eukaryota, Metazoa, Rotifera, Eurotatoria, Philodinida, Philodinidae. The record is from the annotation of a GenBank genome assembly.
AUGAGUCAAGAACGAGAUGAAUCGGUUGAUCGAAGUAAGAGUAGAUCACCAAGUCGUCAUGAUUUUUUAGUGAAGCUUCAUGGUUUGUCGCAUUCAUCGAAUAGAGACGAUAUUAAAAAAUUUCUGUAUCCGUGCCGUAUUGAUACACUUCAUUUAUUUGAUAACAAUGGUACUUCGCCAAGUGAUUGUUUCGUUGAUUUGGAAUCAGAGAUAGAUGUUAAAGAUGCAUUAAAGAAAACAGGCCAAUAUUUAGAUAGAAAAUAUAUUGAAGUUUUUCGAGCGACUAUUUAUGAAUUCAACUUUCAUGUUAAACACAAAGGUUUGGUUUCAUGGCGUGAACCUGUUAUUCGAGUGAGUGGCCUUCCAUUUGGUUGUACGAUGGCUGAUGUGCAAAAUUUUUUCGAAAAUACUGAAAUAGCAAAAAAUGGUAUUUAUAUAACACGAGAUAUGGCAGACAAAGCGUUGGGUGAUGGUUUUGUGGCCUUUGUUACUAUGGAUAAUGCUUACAAAGCAAUGGAUAUGCAUAAUCAUAAAUAUAUUCAACACAGGUAUAUUGAAUUAUUUCCAUCAACCUAUGAUGAAGCAAAACGAAGAAUUAUGAGUGAUGCUCGAUCAAACGCUCGACAAUUUGUCGGUGACGAUGAAGAGGAGGAAAAUAAAAAAAUUAUUAAUAAUAACAAUAAUAAUACUAAGCGAAACGGUCGAAGUCGGAGUCGAAGUCGACAAAGAUCACGAUCGAGAAGUCAAGAUUAUCGUCAACGAGAAAUAAAACGUCAUCAUUCACCAGUAGUUCCUUCUCCUGUUCGAUCACAUGUUUCAUCAAAAAGUGGAAAUCAACGAUCCCUGAAUAGUUCUCGUCAUCGCAGUCGUAGUAGAAGUGUAGCACGUCGUUCAUCAUCAAGAAAUGUAGAGCAUCUUGUUAAAAUUCGGGGUAUGCCUUAUACUAUUGUUGAAGAUGAUAUUCGAAAGUUCUUUCCCGAAACUUGUCAACCAUCACGUAUCGAAAUUUUACAAGAUCGCCGUAUGAAACGACCAAAUGGAAAUGCCUAUCUUUAUUAUAAUACGCUCGAUGAAGUUAAUGAAGCGCUUCAAUAUGAUCGAAAAUAUAUGGGUAGUCGUUAUGUUGAAAUUUAUUUCGAUUCGCCUCGUUAUUCAUCAUUAAGUAAUCGACGAAAGAAACCCGAUAGUAUAUCUCGACGUUCAUCCUGUUCGCCACCAAAAUCAAAACAUAAUCGCUAUAGUCGAUCAAGAAGUGACUCGAUGAAUUAG